This is a messenger RNA of Helianthus annuus (common sunflower), 3615 nucleotides long. RefSeq lists its product as uncharacterized. The coding region runs from base 1 to 3615 and encodes 1204 amino acids. NCBI's taxonomy places the organism in Eukaryota, Viridiplantae, Streptophyta, Magnoliopsida, Asterales, Asteraceae. The transcript is spliced from 6 exons. The record is from RefSeq and is a predicted model, not a curated record.
AUGAUCGAACGUUUUGGUCAUCUUAAAUUGGAACUUGCACGUCAUGAUAUCAAAUAUCCUGAUGAGGAGAUAGUUGAUAAACUGUUCGAUUCUUUACCAGAUGAAAUGGACUGGAGGUACUAUGCUUUGAUGUUGAAAAACACCAUUCCGCCAGAAGAACUAAAACCAGAUGUAGUGAUUGAACGACUGGAAAGCCAUGAGCUGGAAUUGAAGAAAACGUACAAAGUCAAUCAUUCAUAUCAACAAAAUCCAGAACUAUACUAUCCCAAAAGUUUGAUGCCCAAAGCCUCAUCACCGAAAACUGCAUUUUCUGCUGAAAACAUAUCUCCAGCUCAUAAAGAAAAUCAAAGCAACUCAAACAAAGAAAGUCACAGUGGAUAUCAUAGUGGGUCUACUUCUAUUUCUACUGCCUCGACAAAUCGUUCUGAUUCAAAGUUCUCAUGUAAUAUUGCUGUUGAUCUGAAGAAUGCACAAAACUUUGAUGAAGAAUCUGUGAAGCAACAGAUGGUGUUUCUAGCAUCUGUGCUAGAAUCAUAUGAGGGGCUGAUUGCUGGAAAAAUUGGGAAUACUAAUCUGACAAAAGAAGACUAUGAUCAGAUAGAUCCCGAAGAGAUGGAGUUAAUUGAUAUCCAAUGGGCAAUGGCGAGUGCAGUGCGACGUGCACAACGCUUUAUGGAGAUAACGGGAAGAAAAACAAUCGGUGGUCCUUCAACAAAGCUGGGAUUUGAUAAAUCAAAGGAUGACUACUACAAGAAAGCUAUCUAUCAUCAGAAUAAGUCCGAACCGCCAAGAAUAAAGCAAUCUGAAGACAACAAAGGAAAAUCUAGAGCUUUGGCAGUGAUUUACGAUGAUGAAGGAUAUGAUUGGAGUAAGGAAGUAUUACCUGAAGAUGAUGCUAUUGGUUAUGCUUUUAUGGCGAGUCAUAAUGAACCAAUUCAAUGGAAGGAUAAUCGUACAGAACAACAAAAGUACGAAUAUCGAAAAAUGGUUGCUGAAGCAAAGAUCAUCCGACUCUCAGGUGUUUAUGAGGAAGCAAAACGUGCAAACCGAUGGGAUCCAGAUAGAGAGUGUUAUUUGGAUGAAUAUGGUAACAUUGCUGUCGACUACAAGAAGAUAGACAUUGAAGCCAUUAUCCAAGAAUACAAAGAAGAGGAUGAGUACUGGCAACACAAAUGGUGGGGUACACCAACAUCGAAAAUGAUCGAGGAAGAAAGAAGAGAAAAGGAGAAGAUAGAAGAACCUGUGAAAAUUGACACCGGGAUGAUCAACACUGCACAGGAGAUGACAGCUGAAAACUUGAGAGAAAUGGCUGAUAAAGUGCUUGCUGUCAAAGCACUUGAGGUAGAUUCUACUCCUAAUUCUGAGUCAAAGAAACAGGUCAGUCAAACUAAGUCAUCAACUGUGUCAGUGGUUGAUGGAAUUGUUAGCGUUGAUGCAGAAACCACUGUGGAUGAUGAUGAUAAACAAUCUGCAAUGGGACGAGGAAAAGACACUAACAAAGGACACAAUGUUCCAUCUACAAUUGAUGAGGUCUCUACAAAAGGAACAGAAGCAGAAAAAAUGGCUGAGUGCUUAAGAAAAAGCAGAAUUGCUAAGGCAUUGUCUGAUACAACAAUAGUUUAUGAAUCUCAUGUUAGAAGAUUUUGGGACACUGCAAGGUUUGAAGAAAAGGAUAAUAAAAUUCAUGCAGUAGUCAAGAAGAAAGAUGAAAACAACAAGGAUAUUGAUGUUGAAGUAGUGUUUGGAGUAGAGGACAUAAGAAGGGUUCUUGAUUUACAAGAUUCUGACAAUGAUCCAACGAUCAUGUCAGAACGUCUUGCUAAAGGGCUAUGGUGUAGGUUGGGAUUUUCUUCACACAUCAACGGAAAAAUGUUCAAAAGGAGUUUCUCGAAACAAUACAGAUACUUAAUGCAUUGCUUAGUGCAUUCCCUAUCUCACAGAAAGGGAGCUUAUGAUGAGGUGUCUGACUACAUAAUGAACAUUGUUGUAAAAAAUUGCUUAGCCGGGAAAGACAAAUACAUUAUGUACCCAAGAUUCAUUAUGAUGAUCUUGGAUGACAAAGUUAAGGAUUUGCCAAAGAACAAUGAUGAUAUUAUGGCAAUGGCUGAAGUGAAUAAGACUGCUAUUCUGAGAAUCACAAAGGAGAAGGAUGAUAAAACAAAAGAGUUGAUCUGUGCAUUAAAGGAUGAAUCAUACGUAGCUCCUGAAAAUGAUAAAUGGAGACAUGAUAAUAGUGAUUCAGACAAUGAAGACAAUAAGAUGAGUGAAAUGAUUGAAAAGAAAACCAGAUGGUGGUGUAUCAAAGAUGGAAAGAGAAAGAGAACACCAAAGUCGACCCCUGUGGUUGUAAUUAAAGAAACAGCAAAGGGGUCUUCUGAAGAACCUCAAAGAAAGCUAAUUGAUGAACCUGUCAUAGAACCAAGGGAGGUGGUUGAUAAAGGUGUUGGUUUAAAAGAGACUUUGGAAAGCUAUUUUAAAAAGCAUGAAGAGGCUGAACAAGCACAAGCUCAAAAGAAAGUUGGUCAAGAAGAGGAAGCUCAAAAGAACUCCAGUAAUGAAGAUUCAGAAGAAACUUUAUCUGAAUCUGAACUGGACAAGGAGACAGUGGGAAAAGGAAAGGUACAACUGAAGAAAAGACCUUUAAAGAAAAGAAAGAAUUCUGAAGAUGAAGAUUCACCGUACAAUCCUGAGGAUUCCCAGAAAAACAGAAAGAAAAGAAAAGCUACUCGCAGCGGUGAUAUUCCAAGAGUGGUUAGAGCAAAGAAACAGAAUGCUAAAUCACAAAAAGAGAAGGAAGGAAAGAAGAAACAGGACACUGCUGAAACUAGUCCUGUAGUUGAGAUACCAAAAGAAGUUCCUUUAACAGAAAUUCCAAUAGAAACACAAACUUCUUAUGAUGAUUAUGUGGAGAUCACCGGAGUCAAAUCUGCUAAACAAACAUCUGAUCGUCAUGAUAUUCCAGAAUCAUCACAACGAAAGACAGAUUAUUUCAACUUAGAUUUUGAUAGCCUUGGUGGUGCUACUGGAGAUUUCUUUAAAGAUAUGCCAGAGAGUGAAGGAGAUCUAUUUCAUGAUAAAAAGAUGAAAGAAUUGGAAGAAAAAGUUAAAGCCUUGGAAAAGGAAAAGGAAGAAAACGAAGCUGUACAAAUAAAGUUGAAGGAAAUGAUUGAUGAGUUGGAGAAACGGCACGAAGACGUAAUGGAUGCAGUGUUUACAAAAGAUGAGAAAUUGAAUGAAAUGAAGGAAGAUAUAAAAGAUAAUGCAGAACUUAUUAGUGCACUUACUGAUGAAAUUGCUGCAUUGAACGCCAAAGUCAAAGACUUGCAGAAUAUCAAUCAGACUUUGAAUCAACUCUUAAAUGAGAUGAAUGAAGCUUCGACAAAUGAAAUGAAGGCAAUGAAGCUAGAGAUGGAAGCUAUGAGAGCAGAUAAGGUGAUGAAAGAUAAGCAACUGGAAAUGCUUACGGCUGUGAUUGAAGCACAUCUGAAGGUGAACAUCCACGAGGCUUUUGAUCAAGUUGACAUUAUCAAGGCAAAUGAAAGAAGGAAAGAAAGAGAAAGACAGCUUGCUGAAGAAGCUAACCUGAAAAAUAAAGGCAUAGCAGAAGAAGUUUAA